CCGUAUCGGCCCUCUCGCAGCCGCAACUUGUGCUACCGGAUGAUGCGCUCCUGUUAUUUGUGCUGUGGUGGUGGUGGUAGCGCUGGCUCAAAGACCCUCCAAGCGUGCGUGGCGAUGGCAUUUCUUAUCUCUCCCUCGACGGCCUUCCUCCCAGCCAUCUCCUCCGCCGUCAUCGUGCGACACAUACGGCGAACAGCGUCAGCAUCGUCAAUCUCAGCCUCGCACCGCAAGAGAGAGGCCACAAUAACGGCCUCGCAGCGAUCGCUCGUGUCCCUGUCCGCCGCCGGCACCGAUGGCGCAAAAGAUGCGGCCGUGCGCGCUGUGCAGGCGGCCGACGAAGCGUUAAAUAAGGCGGCGCAUGACGCGGGUUCAGCCGCUAGCCGAGAUGAGGUACAGGCCACCGUCGCUGCUGCCCGCGCUGCCGCUCGUAGCGCAAUGGAGUCGUUGCGGAGGGACCCGGGAACGUUCGGAGGAGGAGGGCUGGGAGACGAGGCGGUGCAGCAGGAUGAAGUGACGUCACAGGCGCGCUCCGCCGUUAAAGCGGCUCUGUCGGCCGUCGCCGAAGCCCAGGCCGCUGCCCCAGCCGCGGCGACAGCAUCGUCCACCGCUGCUCAAGACGCCAUCGGCAUGGUACAGGCCGCGCUAGACCGACGAGAUUCGGCGACCGUGGAACUAGGUGCUGAAUCGUCCGAAGACACGCCGGUUGCCGCCGAAACUGCCGUGCUGACCUCGCGAGGUGAUGGCAGCGUGUCGGACGGUGGUGAGGAAGGUGGAGACGGAACCAAGGAGCCGGAGUCUGCGCGCUGGAGUCGGAACAACCCCGCGGCGUCUCACAGUCACAUGGCCCAUCUCUUGUGGAGACAAGUCGCCGGCCCGGGUGACACUGUACUCGACUGCACAGCCGGAAACGGACACGACAGCCUCGAGCUCGCAAAAAUCGUUGCCCUGAAGGACGGGGUGGGAUCACUCUACGUCAUGGAUGUCCAGGAGCGGGCUAUCGAGGCCACUCGCGAGAGGUUGAGGUCUGAACUCGGUGAACUUGCCUUGAAACGCUCGACGCUGAUCAACGGCAACUUCAGGGAGAUGCCGGCGGAGUUGGAGCCUCUGUCGGUGCAACUCGUCGUGUAUAACCUGGGGUGGCUGCCGGGGGGCGACAAAUCCAUCACAACAAAACUCGAGGACACACUGGAGAGCAUCGAGGCGGCGAAACGCGUGGUCAAGCACGGCGGCAUGAUCAGCGUAAUGUUGUAUAGGGGGCACGCGGAGGGUAAACGCGAGACGGAGGCCGUGCGCGACUACGCCGCGGGCCUAGCCCACUCCCAGUGGCGCGUCUUCAUGCACGAGAGGAUCAACCGUGCAGAUUCCCCCGAGCUCCUCACAAUAUUCAAGCUCUGA
This is a messenger RNA of Ectocarpus siliculosus, 1395 nucleotides long. The record is from the annotation of a GenBank genome assembly. Lineage: Eukaryota; Phaeophyceae; Ectocarpales; Ectocarpaceae.